Molecule: messenger RNA, 606 nt
Organism: Penicillium atrosanguineum
Lineage: Eukaryota; Fungi; Ascomycota; Eurotiomycetes; Eurotiales; Aspergillaceae
Product: GNAT family N-acetyltransferase
Exons: 1
Coding region: 1-606 (201 amino acids)
Molecular function (GO): acyltransferase activity, transferring groups other than amino-acyl groups
Source: RefSeq, a predicted model, not a curated record
AUGCAAGUCCCAACCACCCCCUCAUACAAACUAUUCAGCCACCCAGGCGACCGUUCUUUCAAACUCCAAUCCACCUCAAAAGACAUAACCCUCCGCGUCCCUACAAUAAUUGAAACCUCAAUCCUACUGGAUAUCCUUGAGAACAAAGAAAACUCCAAAUUCGACAAAUCUAUCUCCGACGCCAACACUCAAGAACUUGAAAGCAUCGCCCACCGCUGGACAACUAUCUCACACCCUCUUACACACCUCAAUUUUCUCAUCUGGAACGGCGAUACUCCGAUCGGGAUUGGGGGAUUGGGGUGGAUAGGGCCUUGUGAUAAGACUCAACCCGAAGGACCACGUGCUGGUGCUGCGGGCGUUGUGCUUCAGCCGUUUGCGAGAGGAAAGGGGUUUGCGUAUGAGGCUUUGAAGAUGGUUUUUGAGUAUGGGUUGUGUGAGCUAGGGCUUGCAGAAGUUAGAAUCGGGAGUUAUUCUGAGAAUAUACCGAUGAGGAUGGUAAUGGAGAAGAAGUUUGGGUUGGUUACGGAAACAAUAGAGGGAGUCGUUGAUGAAUUUGGGAAUGAUCUUCUAUGGGUUGUUCGGAUGGAUGAUUUGGAGUCUUUCUAG